This is a messenger RNA of Mycotypha africana, 901 nucleotides long. RefSeq lists its product as uncharacterized. The record is from RefSeq and is a predicted model, not a curated record. The transcript has 2 exons. The coding region runs from base 207 to 803 and encodes 198 amino acids. NCBI's taxonomy places the organism in Eukaryota, Fungi, Mucoromycota, Mucoromycetes, Mucorales, Mycotyphaceae.
ACAGAAUUUUAUCUUUGAAGUUGAGGGAUUUUAUUACCCCCUUUUUUUUAAGGUUUGAAGUGGUCUUGUGCUUUUGAACCGUUACGGCCAAUCAUUUCUAAGUGGCUAACGAGAAAGUAAACAAACAAUAAGCUAUAUAAGAGGGAAAACACGACAGCCAUGUUCCUUUCUCUGUCUUUCUUCUAAUCUACAAACAUAUAUUUAUAAUGACUCACCGAUACGACACCGACGUGAAGUUCAGCCUGUACCCUGACGAGAUGAUCUCUAUGAUCCCGGAGAAAAGAAGCGCAGACUUGUGCAAAGAAGUGCGUUUGAAAAACUUUUACUUGGAUUACAAGUAUCAGUGUAAACGAUUCGGCGAAUUCGUCGUCAAAAUCGAUGAAAGGGCCCGAGAAGCCCUUGUUACAAAAAGAAACCAACGCUUGCAGCAGCAAGUCGUUCCUACUCCUUCUCCGCCUUCUCCUCCGUCUCCUCCUGCCGCCACAUCGCCCGCGCCUCUCGAUGACUCCACUAAUGCCGUCAGCAGAGGACAGAAGCGUCCUCGUGAGUCUGACGACGUUGGUGGACGAGAGAGCACCAAGAGAUUGAAAACUGGUCCUCCUCCCAGUCCGUCUUCUGUUGUUACUUCCAUCAACACCGUUGAUCUGACGGGUUCGUUUUUGCCCUCUGCUGGCAGAGAGGCUAGUUUCACCGCUCCUUCCUCUGUCAUCAGAGGUCAGAAGCGUUCUCGUGAGAUUGACGAUGUUGGUGGAAGAGCAAUCAAAAGGCUAAAAGUCAUUCAUAUUGCUUCCUCACGGGAGUAAUAUGGUGACUUUGUUAUAAAUAUUAUAUAUAAUGAAAGUGCAAUAGUUCACUUGUUAAUAAAUAUCUCUUGCUAAUAAAUAUUCUAAAUAACUUUUUC